Molecule: messenger RNA, 267 nt
Organism: Kwoniella botswanensis
Lineage: Eukaryota; Fungi; Basidiomycota; Tremellomycetes; Tremellales; Cryptococcaceae
Exons: 1
Coding region: 1-267 (88 amino acids)
Source: RefSeq, a predicted model, not a curated record
AUGAAACAAGUGGAAGUCUACCAAGGACUUAAUAACAACUACUACACUCUCGAUCAUGGUAUCAAGCCACUAGUCUCUAUCAAACAAUACACAUGGACCGAAUUCUUCUGGUUCUGGGUAACGUUGCCUAAACAGGUUAUGAGCAUUGGUCGAUGGGUGAGAGACGAAGAACAUAGGGAUGAAUGGGAUCCUACGUAUAUCAUACCGACUGGUCCGUUCCAGAAGCAUGUGGUGAUAGUUGAUAGACCUAAGGAUAGUACUAGGUAG